CAUCUCGCUGGCGGUGUUUGAAAACAAGUGUGUUUACGGCGCGGGAAGAGGUCUUUGACUUUGAUCUGAUUCCAUAAGUAUUAUUAGUUUUUAAUUCGGCGUAAGAUUUCUUGACAGCCGACAAUUGUCAUCUGAGAAUCUCGUACAGCGUAAUAAUAACUCUUUCACAAUGAAAUGCGUCGUGCCGGGUGCUAACGUCAAAGUUUUAGCAAAGGCCAUUCAUUCGUUGGCCAAAAUUGGGGAUGAAAUGUACAUCAAGCCGCAAGAUGCAGGAAUAUCAUUCCAAACUGUCAACAUGGCUAGAUCAGCAUACGCUAGUUUCACAUUCUCGGAAAGUUACUUUUCGUAUUACACUUACGGUAAUUUGGAACAAGAUGAUGCUUUGAGGUGUCAAGUUACCAUGCGCUCUGCAAUGGCUGUUUUUAAAGCACCAGGUACCUUGGACCGGCAAGUGGAAACCUGCCAAAUAAAUUUGGAAGCCAAUAGCUGUAAACUUGUUUUUGUUCUGAAGUAUAGAAAUGGCAUUACAAAAACACAUUUUCUACCAAUUAUCGAUUGCCAAAUUUUACAGGCAGCUUUUUCCUCUCAAUCAUCACCCAAUCAACUAACUGCACAGCACAAAGUUUUAUCUGAUGCAAUGCAAAACUUCCAGCAACUAGGUCUUAUCGAAAUAACUUUAGAAGUAACUCCACAGAAAGUAUUGCUCAGGAACUAUGUCGACGAUACUUCAGAUUUGUCAAAAGUUACCAGAACACAGUUAGCACUUGGAGUUGGCGAAUUUGAAGAACACAAAAUUGGAAAAGAUACUGCAAUAACGUUUUGUGUAAAAGAAUUUAAAGCUCUUCUAAGCUUUGCAGAAGCAGUGUCCUUGCCAGUUAGCAUACACUUUGAAGCAGCAGGAAAACCAGUGAUAUUCAUAAUGAAAAGUUUGACAUUCGAAUCAAGUAUAGUUUUGUCUACAUUAAACCCUGAAGGAGAUAAUCGAUCAGAAGCUUCGACGAUUCGUAGUCGAGAACAAACAAUGCUUAAAAAACCAGCUGCCAGCAAACGGAUACCUAGAAAAACUAAUGCAUCUGCUAAUCGCAAGCUAAGGAAUCAACCAAAAAAUGUUAGAGCAAGAUACAAUACAUCUGCUUUUUCACCUAUGGAAGUUACGAAUAUGAAAGUGAAGAAAAACUACGAAACGCACCACGAAGAUUUAAUGAACACUGACUCAAAUGAGGAUUGUUUACUUUCAACUGUCGGCAAAAAAUCAGUCAGUUCAGAUAUUGCUUAUGAAACAAAAGUUCGUCUAAGUACACCAGCCAUCAUAGAAAAUCGCAGUCGAAUACCAACUGAUUCCAUGCCAGUUUCAAAUUCGAAAUCCUCCGCUAAAUCAAUUUUUUCCACUAUAAUAAAUAAUGCAGCGAGGUCAGAAACUAACUCUGCAGAAACUGUCAAUGAAGAUCUUGUUCCCAAUUCACCACCAAAACCUUCUAGUAAAAAAGCAAAGACCAUUUUCAAAAAAUGCUUUCAAACAACAUUCGAUCCAAGAAUGCUUCCAGGACAUGAUAUUGUUUUAGCUGAGGAUACUGACGACAGUGAUUGAUACUACUGAGAUUUCUCUUUGUACUUCGCAAAUAAAUGAAACAUUAGUUACUAUAUAUCACAAAAUCUACUGUAACUGCUGGCAUACUGUAAUUGUAAGUAUAUCGCGAAGCAGAAAAUGUCCAAUAGGAGAUGACAAUACGACACAUGGCUUCAUGUAUCUAACAGAGAAGCGAAUUAAAAUACAUAAAUGGCUGUCAACUAAUUGCUAUGAGCGUAUGUCUUCUAAAGAUAUCAAUAUUAAAGUAUUUUCCUGGAAGAAGUUUAGAAAAUGUCAUUGACAACAAUUUCACAUGAUAGUUUUUCCAAUAGUAAACUUUCUUCAUUUUUUGCUAGGUCCAAUGUUAUAAGUGUGUACAUUAGUU
Messenger RNA from Neodiprion fabricii, 1952 nucleotides. RefSeq names its product cell cycle checkpoint control protein RAD9A (gene Rad9). The record is from RefSeq and is a predicted model, not a curated record. Gene Ontology annotation, biological process: DNA repair; DNA replication checkpoint signaling; cellular response to ionizing radiation. NCBI's taxonomy places the organism in Eukaryota, Metazoa, Arthropoda, Insecta, Hymenoptera, Diprionidae. The transcript has 6 exons. Gene Ontology annotation, cellular component: checkpoint clamp complex. The coding region runs from base 170 to 1588 and encodes 472 amino acids.